This is a messenger RNA of Arvicanthis niloticus (Nile rat), 2775 nucleotides long. Lineage: Eukaryota; Metazoa; Chordata; Mammalia; Rodentia; Muridae. The record is from RefSeq and is a predicted model, not a curated record.
UUCCUGGAAAGUUCUUGGAAAUCUGUCAAUGGUGUUUCCUUUCUCGGUCUAAAGCACUAGACGCCUGCGCCCCUGUUCCCCUCCAGGCAGCCGCAAAGCCCGCGGUUCUAGGAAGAUGCGGCUUCCGGGAAGGGCUGGGACGCAGCGGACAAAAGAUUAGGAGGCGCCUGGCCCCGCCCCACCCGCCCAGCCCGUCCCCCCUCGUUCUUCCAAGCUGCUCGCACCACAGCCUUUCAGUCCCUGAUCGCCGCCGGUGCGUCCCGGGACCCUGACCUUCGCACGCCUGGCACCCACUGGCUCCAUUCUCCUUCCAUCCCGCCGAACUCCAACCCUCGAGCCGCCGUUGCCUCUGGGACAUGGUCCUCUGCGUACAGGGGGUGGUACUGGGGUUCCAUUACAGCCAGCGAGGCCCGGCAGCACCUACAGAAGAUGCCGGAGGGCACAUUCCUAGUGCGAGACAGCACUCACCCCAGCUACCUGUUCACGCUGUCCGUCAAAACCACUCGUGGCCCCACCAACGUACGCAUAGAGUAUGCCGAUUCCAGCUUCCGACUGGACUCCAACUGCUUGUCAAGACCUCGAAUUCUGGCCUUCCCAGAUGUGGUCAGCCUUGUGCAGCACUAUGUGGCCUCCUGUGCGGCUGACACCCGGAGUGACAGCCCAGAUCCUGCUCCUACCCCAUCCCUGCCUAUGCCUAAGCAAGAUGCACCUGGUGACUCAGUGCCGCCUAUCCCCGUGGCUACUGCCGUGCACCUGAAAUUGGUACAGCCCUUUGUGCGCAGGAGCAGCGCCCGCAGCUUACAACAUCUGUGUCGGCUAGUCAUCAACCGCCUGGUGGCCGACGUGGACUGCCUACCACUGCCCCGGCGCAUGGCUGACUACCUCCGACAGUACCCCUUCCAACUCUGACUGGGGCAGGCACCCUGCCCUGCCUCACACAGUUACAUCCUGAAGGGGACACAGGCCCCAGCUGGACUUGGGGUCCUGCUGUUUCUUCUUCAGUCAUCCUGGUGCCUGCAUGCAUGUGACAGCUGGACCAGAAAGUGCCAGCAAGAACAAAGAAGGUGGAGGAGGGGUUGUCACACAACUCAGAGGUCAAUGCCUUCAGGUCCCGCAUGGCUCUUUGCGGUAAGCCACGUAUCAGAGCAGAGCGAGACAGGCAGGACCUCGUCUCUCCCCAGAGGCUGGACCUAAGCCUCCAUUCACUUGCCUGCCCUGGCCACUUGAACUUGUCUAUUCUCCCAGCCCUGGUUUCUUAAUCUGCUGAGUAGGGCAGGCCCCCUACCCAUCUAUAGAGUAGCAAGCCUGUUUCUGGGAGAAUAUCAGCCAGAGGUUGAUCAUGCCAAGGCCCCUUAGGGGGAAGCAGGCUGGGCUAGGGGACUACACAGUUAUACAGUAUUUAUUUAUUUAUUCUCCUUGCAGGGGUUGGGGGUGGGGCGAUGGCGUGAGCCAUUCUACUUCUCUGCCCUAAGCCCUGGGUGGUCCAAAGACCCCUCCAGCUCUGGUUCUUCCCUGUGGAGACCUCCAUCCUGAGACAUUUUUGGGCUCAAAGUAGUCCUGAAUGUCCUGGGCCUGUCCACCUGCAUAUGGAUGUGCCCACUCUUCUCUCAAGCCUCUUUUGGGAGGCUGGGUGACCAGACAGACAGGAGCCAGAAACACAAGGGCUCCAACUUAUCUCCUCACAAGGCAGCGCCAUGGUUGCAUAGAGCUGGUUUCUCUAUGGUGCAGGCCCCUGCCAAGGGGCAUGUCCUGGGUCAGAAAAGAAAUGCUAGUCCAAGGGCCGCAGCUGCAGCUCUUUUGUGUCUGCUUCCUGCCCAGGAAGUUGCCUGCACGUGAGAGAGGGAUAAAUACAUACAUACCUUACGAGACUUUAUAAAACAAGUAUUAUAACACAAGAACCAGUUUGGGAGUUUUUCUUCCACUGAUUUUUCUGUAAUGAUAAUAAAAUUAUGCCUUCCACUUACAGAGCCUUCAAUGAGGCGUCUGGAGUUGUGCAUUGUUUGUCCCCUUUAAUUCUCGUGUCACGAUCCACUUCACAUCUCGAAAAGCCAAAGCUCAGAACUUUAACAACCCCAUAGUCUCUGCCAGGGGACUAUAGGGUACCUUCACCCUUGUUUCCCUUGGGAGAUGAGAGACAGGGGGUGACCGUCCAUUGGCAUGCCUUCUGGGGUACUAUCCAUUGCACUGCUGGAUAUAUUGGGAACAGGCAGCAGAGCAGCUCCAAGCCCAAGAGGAAGGCCCCAUUCAAAGCGGGCAUGGCAGCCAAUAACUUGACAAGAGGAAGCCACAGAAUUCAGACCAGCCUUGCAAAGAGAAAGUACAGUGGAUAAAAGUGUACUGAAGUACAGUGAGGAUUCCAGACCUGGACCUAACAGGAUUCUUCUGAGCAGUAGGUAGGUCAGUUGAAUCAAGGAUAGUGACCGAUGAGCUGGUAAGGUCAGGCCUGGUGGUGUCAUAAUUCUGCAUCAGGCCGUUUGGAGUCAGAGGACCCUCCCCUCUUAGUCAAGAUCUUGAACAUCAGAAAUGCAAUGAAAAUGAAAACCUUGUCCAGGGUUGAAGGUCUGGCUCGGGAAUAUGCAGGCUACUGGGAUCCUGCUAGAAUAUGAGGGUGUCACAGCAAAGCGCCUCCAAACUGUGCUCCUGGCCUUUUAAACCUUGUUUUAGAAACAAUUCAGGAUGUGUUCCUAGUCCUCAGAUCAUUAUAAGCUGCAAAUUACAAGAGGCCAAUAUAGUGGCUUGAGAGCCUCUAAGGAGUGGCAUCCUGAUAAGGAAGAG